Molecule: messenger RNA, 3463 nt
Organism: Myzus persicae (green peach aphid)
Lineage: Eukaryota; Metazoa; Arthropoda; Insecta; Hemiptera; Aphididae
Gene: Mat89Ba
Product: nucleolar protein 6
Exons: 17
Coding region: 1-3408 (1135 amino acids)
Biological process (GO): tRNA export from nucleus; rRNA processing
Cellular component (GO): UTP-C complex; CURI complex; small-subunit processome
Source: RefSeq, a predicted model, not a curated record
AUGACUUUGGACACCGUCCCAAUGAUGGAGCCCACCACCGGCGACGAGUUUGGCAAGAAACGGAAAAAGAAACAAAACCCUGACGGAGGAAAGAGGAUUAAGCCACCUACAGCUGAAGAGUUGAAUAAGCUUCGGGAAACUGAAAACCUUUUCUUGUCAAAUAUGUUUCGAAUGCAAAUUGAUGAAAUGUUGAAAGAAGUAAAACCGAAACAAUCUACUUUAGACAAAAUUCAAGAAUGGUUCAAUAAGUUUAGCAUAGCUGUUUUACAAGAUAUGGACACCACAGAUUAUAAAAAAGAAUUAUUAUCAAAUAUGAAUACAUCUGAAAUGAAUACACCAUUCCAUUUAAAUCCCAAACAUAAUACUGAUGGAACUUUUCGUUUUACCAAGCCAUGUUCUGUAAAAAUUGUUGGUUCUCAUUCUUUAGGAACUUCUUUAAUGCCAUUAAUUAAAGUUGAUGUAUCAAUUGUAAUGGGAAAAACAUUUUUCCAUAAAAAAGACUAUGCUGAUGAAAAAUAUCUACGCAAAAAGGCUUUUUACUUGCACUGCCUUGCUAAAGAAUUAAUGAAAAUACCAUUUAUGAUUGACAAUGAUGUACAAUUUUCUUUUGGGAGUCAUUCAUAUUAUUUACCUACGCUUAUUGUAAAACCAAUUGGUACAUUAGGUAAAAAGUGCUGCUUUUGUUUACGAGUUGUUCCCGAAAAAGAUAUAUACAGUUUACAUAAGUUUUCUCCAAAUACCAACAAUAUUAAUUGUCAAUGGUAUUUUAAUACAAGUGUAGAGAAUGGUAAUAUAGAUUCAAAAAAUAAUUCAACACCUUAUUACAAUUCACUAAUUUUACAAGAUUUAGUAAUGGAUGAAAGUGAAAUUUUGUUGAAAGAAAUCUUUGAUAUCAAUCAAAAUGUUCAAGAUGCUUUGAUUUUGUUAAAAAUUUGGCUUGUACAAAGAAAUCUUGGAGGGAUUGGAAAUAUCACUAACCAUAUAUUAUCUAUGUAUGUAGUGUAUUUGUUUAAAAAACAUAAAAUAAACAAAUUUAUGAGUAGCUAUCAAAUAAUAAGAAAUGUUUGGCUAAAUUUCGGACAAUCUAAUUGGCUUAGUGAUGGAAUUACUUUAGUCGAUAAUGAGAGUAAAAAGGAUGCUAAGUUACCUUUAAUGACCGAUUUUCACUCGUCAUUUCAAGUUGUAUUUGUUGAUUCUUCAGGGUAUUUGAAUUUGUGUGCUAAUGUUUUCAAAUCUAACUAUAUCCAUAUUAAAAAUGAAUGUAAUUUUGCUGUAGAAAUGUUAGAUAACUCAAAUAUGAAUUCGUUCCCAUGUUUGUUUUUAACCAAAGCUUCUUUUCUUCAACAGUUUGAUCAUCUUAUCAAUUUCAAUGACAUUAAGGUAGUAAAAGAUAUAGUUAGUCAGCACGGUGAUAAAAAAUUAAAAUUGGAUUUAAGAGAAGAUUUGGCCUUGCAAUUCCAGCACGUUAUAGAACCUUUAUUGCUCUCCAGUCUUGGUGAUCGCAUUGCAGAAAUGUGCUUCAAUGUUUUUCAAGACCCUGUUGCUGUUGGGAAAACUCAAGAACCAUUUAGAAAUUUUUUAAUUGGCUUAAAGUUAAAUACUCAAAAAGCUAAUUCAGUAGUUGAACGUGGUCCAAUUGCAAAUUUACCCGAGGCUAAAGAAUUUCGCUCAUUUUGGGGUGAGAAGUCUCAAUUAAGACGUUUUAAAGAUGGAGAUGUUUGCGAAGCAGUUGUAUGGUCUGAUAGUAAAGUAGCUAUUAGCAAAAAGCGUUGUAUAGUCAGAGAUAUUGUGCAUUAUGUAUUUUUACAUAAAUUAUCAAUUUCUUCAGAAAAAUUUAUUUAUAUUGCGGAUCAAGCAGAAUCAGUUUUGGAGAACCCAUUUGUAGUGCCGAUUGGAUUUGAUUAUGGUACUGGAGAAGCUGCAAGUUUAUGUUGUAUUGAUAAUUUCAAUGAUGUGGGAAAAUUAAUUCGUCAACUUGAAGGAUUACCUUUAACUGUGAGCUCAGUACAAGGAAUAUCACCCGUGUUGAGAUAUGCUGAUGUUAUACCUCCAUUAUCCAGAACUCAUGUCGACAAUAAAAAACAAAGGAAAACUAAAGGAAAUUGUAUAAUGGCACCAACAGAUGAGGAAAUUAAAAUAGCACCUGGGCUUGUUGAACCAAUUGAAGGAGUAUUACAAUUUGCAUCCAGUGGAAAAUGGCCUAAUGAACUAAAUGCCGUUAGAAGAAUGAUAACAGCUUUUUAUAUAAAUCUAGCAGCACGGUUAAAUAAGGAUUGUAAUUUAACUUCUCAACCAUUUGUUGAUCAUAUAGACAUUAUGAAAAAUGGUUUUGUUUUUCGUUUUCGUAUUUAUUAUCCUGGUGAAAUAUCACUUAUUAAAAAAGAACUCAUGCCAGAUGGUAUGAUCCGGUAUAGAGAUACUGAAGAGUCACUGAAUUUAGAAAGAUCAAUGGUGCAAUUACCAACAUUAACAAGUUCAUUGCACGGUCUAAGCGCUCAAUAUCCAUCUUAUGGACCUACUUGCUGUUUAGCUAAACGAUGGCUUAGGAGUCAGUUAAUUGAUAAUUUUCAUUUCCCAGAAAUGUGUAUUGAAUUGCUAGUGGCUAGCUACUUCUUACAGCCAGAGCCAUUUAAAGUAACCUGUCAACCAACUAUUGGUUUGCUGCACUUUUUACGCAAAUUAGCAACAACUGACUGGUUUAGAGAAUUUAUCGUUAUCAAUUUCAAUAAUGAUAUUCCAAAAGAUCAUAUUUCAUCUCUGGAAUGUUCUAUUGCAAGCCAACAAAAAAUGUCUUCAAGACCUGCAAUGUUACUAGUUACACCUUAUGACUUAGAUGGUACAGCUUGGACAAAAGAAAGCCCUUCAUUCACAAUACUUGCUCGUCUUAUGCAUUUGUCUAGAAAAGCUUUAGAUAUAGCUGAAGAAAGCUUAUUAAAAAAUGGCACUGUAGAAAAUUUUAAACAAAUAUUUAGGCCUUCGUUAGAAAAAUAUGAUAUAGUAAUUCGGCUAAGAAACAUAAUGAAUCCUCUAAGACAUAUGGCAGUCGAUGCUAAAAUGGCAAAAAUUUACACAUUAGAACCACCUGAAGAUAAUGAGAAAAUACCAAUUGUUGGGUUAAAUCCAGUUCAAGAGUUAUUAAAUGUGCUAAGAGAUAGCUAUUCUGAGUAUGCGUUGUUCUUUCAUGACACAUAUGGAGGCAAUAUAAUCGGAGUUGUUUUUAAGCCUAAUGUAUUCAAAAAAAUUGACUUUAAGGUAACUAAUGUCAAUGGUCAAAAAUUACACAAGUCAUCAAAUAGUACAAAACAAGUUGAAUUUAAUUUAGAUGCAUUCAUCGAGGAUAUAGAUGUACAAGGUGGUUUUAUUGUAAAAGAAAUUGAAAAAUGUAACAAAUCACUAUUUUGUAAUUAAUAUUAUUUUAUUAAGAGAUUAUUUAGUUGAUUUGAACAAUAAAAUUAUUGAUUUA